Molecule: messenger RNA, 7800 nt
Organism: Daphnia magna
Lineage: Eukaryota; Metazoa; Arthropoda; Branchiopoda; Diplostraca; Daphniidae
Product: dendritic arbor reduction protein 1
Exons: 4
Coding region: 1442-5224 (1260 amino acids)
Biological process (GO): regulation of transcription by RNA polymerase II
Cellular component (GO): nucleus
Molecular function (GO): RNA polymerase II cis-regulatory region sequence-specific DNA binding; DNA-binding transcription factor activity, RNA polymerase II-specific
Source: RefSeq, a predicted model, not a curated record
GGCCGUCAACAGCAUCGGAGGGGGGAAAACGGAGUAGAAAGAGAGAGACAAGCAGUUUGUGUGUGUGUGCGUGUGCGCGCCGGACCGAGUUGCAAUCAGCUGCAGGAUUUUGGCCCCAGCAAUCCGUGCCAUUUCUAUUCUUCUUCUUCUUCUUCUUCUUCUGGAAAUUUAUUAGCGAAAAUUGUGAACGGUUACAUCUGUGCUGGACUUUCUUCUUUCGUGCUCGUGUCAUCGGCCAGUGCUCCAAAAACAACAGCCGGACACACACACACACACGUACAUCGAAAGGAAAAGGGAGGAAAUCAAAAAAAUUCCCUUUUUCCAUACAAGCCAAAGAAAUAAAGAAGAAGAAGAAGAAGAAGUCUUUGGUGAAAUAACAAAACGGAAACCGCGAGCUGUCUCUUCUUCUUCUUCUUUUUGUGUGUGUGUUUUUCGCGGGGGGCACGCGCGCGCGCACACCCAAAGAAGUUGCAGCUCACCAACAGGAGCGCCAGCAGUGGCAGGAUCUUAGCUGGGCCCAAGUGUGUCGGCGGUAUUAGAAACACGGAGAGAAGAAAAAAGAUCGUCGUCGAUGUAUAGGCCCACGCAUCUACAUCGUCAACAACAACAAGAAGAAUUCGGUCUUAUUGUGUGUGUGUGUGCGUGUCGUGUAUUGUGGACCCUUUCCAUGGAUUGAUGGUCGCAUUAUUUGCAUACGAGUGUAGACGUGUGUGUGUGUGUGUCUACGAAACUGGAAAGGCACAGUUGUGCGUAUAACGUCUGUCCCACCUGUGUUGGUAAACGCAAGUGUCAUCAAAGUUUGGUGCUGCCUCUUUGACAGUCGUGACAAGGACAUCGUUUGAGUAACGAACGAUCGGCGCAAAGUUGAACGUUGUUUUCAUUGUUUUCCAGGGAAAUUAAAGGGCUGGGGGGGGUGAUGGGAAGGAGGCAAGUGCUAGCUGCAAUUUGCGGAUGCUUGUUGGUGAAUUCUGAAUAUUUUGAUAGUCUCGUACGAUCAGUGCUGUGAGUGAUGGCCAUUCUAGAAGCUCUGGCCGGUAAGGUGGGUGCUGGUAGCGGUGGCGUCGUCAGCGGCUGCGCUCUGCGAUGCGCCGUCGAAGGUGGCGGCACCAACGAAUUUCGCCUUUGAUAAACUGUGCUGAAAUCCCCCUUCACAAUUGAAUGAUUUGAAAACUGAAAGAAAACAAAACAAAGUGAGUGAAGGACUUUCCUAUAGAGGACGACACGUAACAUUCCAUCAGGACAUCCCAAAACGAAACAUUCCAAUUGAUCUCUCUCUCUCUCUAGUCUUAUACAAUAAACACAAUUGUCUAGUCAUUCAUUGCCAAAAUUAUAGGACGUUCAACGAGCGUAUCUUCUAGUCCAUUUGCCUUGUUCAAAAAAAAGAAGCAAAGCAAAGGUGGUAGAAGACGAUCGAAACAAUCAACGCCGAUGAUCGAGUGUCAUGGAGCGAGACGUGUCCGACCGUGAACUGUUGGAGAACCGCAAUCUAAUAGGUCACCUAUCGUUUUCGUGGCGCGAACUGCAGGCCGAUGUGGCCGACUGCGUCGCCGACGAUCAAGACGGCCCAUCCAACGACAUCCACCAGCACGUGCACAACAACCGGCGUCUGGUGUCACCUGCGUCUUUGCUGGCCGACGAACGAAGCGGCUCGGAUCUUCGUUUGAAUUCGAACGAACGGGGCACGUUGGUGCCGCACAACAGGGCGACCAUCAUGCGCUCGAGGCGACUCCGUCACGAGCUGGGCACGGAGCGGCCGAGCGGCGAAGCGACGACGCGAAGGAGGGACGACGACGAGAUGGCAAACGUGGGAGACGAAGAAACGGCAACGUCGCCUGGACAGCAACCGACGACGCCGCAGGCAGCGCCAGCUUCACCACCGUCGCCUCCGGCGACGGCCUUUGGUUUGCGGGGCCGUUUACGCCGGCCCGUCAUCCAACAUUCGCCUGCGUCACCUGCGCAUUUCUACGACGAAGACGACGUCGAUGCGACGCUUCGAAGCGAUCGCCAACGAGCCAUCGACGACCAAGAUGAGGAGGACGACAUUGUUAGUUACCGAAACAGACACCAGGAGGCGUCGGGAUUGGGCGGCGCUAUGACGUCGCCAGCUCCUCCCGCCGCCUCGCCGACUGGCGGUAACAAUCCGCAGCGCCACCCGUCGCACCACCCCCACCACCAGCCGCACCACCACCUUCAGCAGCAGGAGGUGCAGCAGCAGCAGCACCAUCACCACCAGCAGCAGCACCAUCAUCCGUUGCUGGUCUCAGCUGUGGAGGCAGGUGCGCUGGCCGGCGCCAGUGUUUGUUCGGAGCUGGGCGACGACGGAGAGGCUCAGCUGAUCGCUCGCCAUCACCACCACCACCACCACCACCUCCACCAUUCGCACUUGACUCAUCAUCUAAGUGCCGCCAGCGCCGCCAGCCAACUGCAUUUGCAUGCGUCGCAAUUGCAUCGGGCCCCGAUUUUGCCCAGUUUCCAUUCGCCCGCCAAUCAAGUGCUGCACUCGCCUCCAGCGCCAGCCCCUCCCCAGACGGAGGAGGAGGAUGACCAGGACGAGCGCUCCUCUUAUUUGUUGUCUCACCGCCAACAGCAGCAACAACAUCUUCAACAGCAGCACCUGCACGCCGGACUGGCCGACGGCGCCGAAGCCAACGGAGUUCACAGCAGCGAGUCGCCGUUCGAUCCGGCCGAGGCCGUCCACGAGGACAACAACAGCGACCCGCAAGACUUGCGGCUGGUCGUCCGUCAUCCGGCCAACUUGAGGGUGGGCCGGCCGUCGCUGGACAACGACGAAGAGGACGACAUCGUCGACGAGGAGGAGAGUGAAUUGAUUCAGCAUCGCGACAGUGACGGAGAGGACGACGUCCAUCCGCACCACCAUCGCGCCCAUCAUUUGCAACAACAACAACAACAUCAUCAUCAUCAUCAGCAGCAGCAACAACAUCACCAUCACCACCACCACAACAACAACCAACAGCAUCAGCAUCAGCAGCACCAACAGCAUCAGCAGCACCAACACUCGGCGGCCGGUGGCGGCGGAGUCGAUUCGCCGCUCGGUUCGGCCGAUUCGGGGCUGCUCAGCCCCGGCGAGUUGAGUCCGUCGCGCGGUUUGACGAUGCUGGACGCGGCCGACUAUCGGGCGCUGCACGCGUCGGCAGAGUCCAGCUACCAGACGUUGCAGUCGCUGGGCUCGAGCAACAACGGCGGGUCGACGUCGUCCAGGAUGUCGCCGCAUCCGUCGGCCUUCGUCGGCGGAGGGAACGGCCCCAAUUCCGGCUCCUACGCCACGCUGACGCCGCUCCAACCGCUGCCGCCCAUUUCGACCGUUUCGGACAAGUUCGUUUACAGCCACCAUCCGCAGCAGCAGCAGCAGCAGAACAUGCAACAACAACAACAGCAACAACAACAGAUCAAUCAGCACCACCACCACCAGCAGCAACAACAGCAACAGCAGCAGCAGCAACAACAACAACAACUUCAGAUGCAUCACCACCAUCACCAUUUGCAGCACCAGCAACAACAACAUCAGCACCACCACCACGGAGGGGGCAACAACAACGUGUCCGGCUCGUUCACCGUCAUGCAGAACAGCUCCGGAUUCGUUGGUCAAAUGGGCGGAAUGGGAGCCGGACACGGGGCUGGUGGAGGAUACACGGGCGGAUACGCCGUUGAUAAACUGCCGCCGAUGGCCCUGUCCCCUCCGCCCGCUGUCCAGCACGGCCAUUACGUCCAGCAUCAUUCGGUAGUGUCCGGCCUUCACCAGACGUCGCCCCUGUCGCCAUCGUACGGCAGUGGCCAUCAGAACAACGGGCUCCAUUCGCCCAGCAAAUCGCUGGACUCGCCGACCGGAUUCGAUUACACCAUCCGCGGUGGAGGUGGAGGAAGUAGUAACGGAUGUUUGGGUCAGGCUCAGCACAGCCCGGCCGGUGCGUUGAGUCCGCAGUCUCACAGUUCGCUGCAUUCACCUCCGCACAGCGGAUACAGCGUUUUGAGUCAGGUGGGCAUGAACGGAUUGGCCGGCCCGGGGCCGCUCAGUCCACCUCCGCCUCAGCAAUUGUCACCCGGCGGCCAGCAGCAACACCAACAGCACGGCCAGAUGAGUCCUACGCCGCCGCCCGGUUUGAGUCUGAUGGAACGGAUGGAGCGGAUGGAACGGAUGGAGCGGAUGGAGCGGAUGAGAGACGCCAUGCCACAAUCGCCUUCGCCUCCGCUGGGCGUCUCGUUGUCACGCGACGCCAUGAUCGGUUCAAUGGGUGGAGGUGGCACCACCAUCCACCUGGCCAGCUCCAGCCAAAUCCACUUGACUGGCCAUGGCCAGCAACAGCAACAAUUCGGUCCGGGAUCUGUCGGUGCGACGGGCUCCAAACAUUCGCCGCCGUCGUCCGUCUCGACCAGCAGUCCCAGCAACGGUGGAGGCGGUGGAGGCGGCGGAGGGGGAGGGGUAGCCAGCGGAGCGGGCAGCAAUAACAGCAGCAACAACGGCGCCGAACUGGAGGAAAUUAACACCAAAGAACUGGCGGCCCGCAUUUCGGCCGAACUGAAACGCUACAGCAUUCCGCAGGCCAUCUUUGCCCAGCGGGUCCUCUGCCGUUCUCAGGGCACUCUGUCCGACCUCCUGCGCAAUCCGAAACCCUGGUCGAAGCUCAAGUCGGGCCGCGAGACCUUCCGUCGCAUGUGGAAGUGGCUACAAGAACCGGAAUUUCAACGGAUGUCGGCGCUCCGCUUGGCCGUUGGAGGCCACGCUCAGCAGCAGCACACACCGCCGUUUGGAGAGCCACCAAUCGCAGUUGUUUGUAAGCGCAAAGAAGAGCAACCUCCGCCACCGGAACAACCGUCACCGAAGAAGCCUCGCUUAGUUUUUACCGAUUUGCAACGACGUACACUCCAGGCCAUUUUCAAGGAAACGAAACGACCAUCGAAAGAGAUGCAAGUGACGAUAGCCAAACAGCUGGGCCUGGAACCGACGACGGUCGGCAAUUUCUUCAUGAACGCUCGACGUCGUUCCAUGGAUAAAUGGAAAGACGAAGACGGUGGCGCCAAAUCACCCGGUACGAGUAGUAUGGGAGAUGUGGACGGAUGUGACGUCGAUGGCGCCGGCUCGGUCAGUAUGUGCGGCAGUCCUUCACCGGUGUCGUCACCUACUGGCGCAGGUGGCGGCGAUCCGCACGGCGGUCACGUCAUCAGUCACGGAUCCCUGCACCAUUCACUGGCCACCGACGCCUUAUGACAGCAACAGAACCAUCACCUGAUUGCAUACGGCCAGUGAUUGUUUUAUGAACACAUCAAACAGAUCGACACCGACGGCUACCUCCGACGUUCAAAUGAUAUAUCCAAAAUAUUUAUCGAGAAUAUGACGGACGAAAGCAAAUGAACGAAAAACAAAAGGAAUGACGAACAAGCAAUUCAAUCUAGUCCUUUUCGAAGUGCUAAACGUGGACGAACUAAAAAACGAAACGAACUCCGCCAAAAAAGAGGAAGUGUGCGGGAGAAAAACAAAACAAUUGACAUGUCAAAUGAUCUCUUCUUUUUUUUUUUUUUUUUUUGUUCAAUUUGUGCUACGUAUAUCAACUGAGUGCUAGUCAAUGAUGAUGCAAUGAGUCACAUUUUUGUGUGUGUGUAUAAGUGUAACCCACAUUCCGAAUUUUUGCUAUUUUGCAUUCCAAACCGAUGAAAAUGUUGAGCUUAUUUUAUGUAUAGUCAAAUAGCUCCCCCCUCUACAUAAAAGCAGGCAGGAAGAGAAAUACGAGACAUCAGGCAAAGGCAAACCAGUGAUCUCAAUGGUAACUCUCACACAGUCAUUCCAUAAAAUGGCCGUUUGGGGAGGAGGGAGUUGUUUUUAAUUGAAAAUCGCGAGCGUGAAUUGCGCCCCUCCAUCCGAUAAAGUCGCAUGUUUCAUUUCUUCCCACAUUAAAAAUUUGGUUUUUUAAUGUUUGGUUCUAUGUCACAAUCGCUCAAGGAUCGUGUGCGUUUACAAAAGUUGGAGGGGGCAGUAUUCUAAGUUCGAAAAACAAGAAGAAAAGCGUUGCAAUCGUUUGCGCAUAUUCAAAGUAUCCCGGCAAAGGACAUCUCAAUUUACAUUUCAUAUCUGAUAGGAGGGGAGUGAGGCUAUUUUAAUAAUUGAGCAUCUACACAGAGGGAUGAGGUUGUGAGCGACCAAUUGAAACAAAAGAAAGGAAAUUUUUUUAGUCUCUCUAGUCAAAAGUCCUUAUAAUUAUUUUUUUGUUUUAAUGAUGCGCCCAGCUGAAUGAAUUCCCUCUUGUUGUGUUUGUAAUAACACACACAUCCGAGUAGGACUCUCUACUUUGUCGACACACACGUUUGUAACCGAGAUUAUUAUCACCAUUUCGCUCCUCUCCCUCCGCCCAAAGCAAACACCACCUUUAUCCAUAUAAACAUUUUAAAGUCACGUAUAAUCAUCCACUCGUUUUCUACGUAUCAAAUUCAAUUUCUACCCCGGCGUGUGUAAUAAUGGAGGAUAUAGUUUAAACGCUCUAGAGAGAACAAAAAAAACAAACAACAAUAACAAAAACCUAAAUAUAAAAGGCCCCCUACAGUCAAAUUUUCAGAAUAAUACGGAUGUAGCCUUUCCUUUCAAAUCAAACACGCUCUUCUUUUUUUUUUUUUUUCUUUCGCCAUUUACACCCCGUUAUACAUAGCUUCGAUGCCAUUGGUGCGUGUCCGUGGCUAUUUCUCGUUUCUCUGUUGCAUUCCAUGAUGUACAUUUUCUUUUACACAAAACAAAAACAGAAAUUUAAUAAAAAAAAAAAAUCUAUAUAAAAUAAAAUAAAAAAAAAAAAAAAAAGAAAACGAGCAACCCCAUCCCCAAAGAAAAUAAUUUGUCGAUUGGUGUCUCACGAAUAUCUCGUUUGAAACAAAUUAUGUGCUAUCUUCUCGAUCGUUUUCGCGUCGAAAUAACUGACAUACUUAAAAAGAAAAGAAAUGGGGAGAGCAAGAAAUAAUUUUUGCUUUCCGGUAGGAAACACGUGGCCAUCGUCCUCUUCAAAGUACUUACUGAUAGUCAUGAAUCUUUUUUUGUUUCUGUAUUUCUUUUUUGUUUUUUUAAUCUUAUGGGUAUUCGUUUUGAAACAUUUAAAUUUCACGACCUGAUCACACAGUGAAACCCUCCUCCUUAAACACGAGUUUUUUUUCGUUUUAAUGGAAAAAAACAAACAAAUAUUCCCGAAUGGAAGUUUCACCAGAUUAAAAGAAAAUUAAUAAUAAUUUUAUAAUAGUUUCGUGAAGUUCGUAUGUGCAGCACGCCCGUUUUCCCUUUUUUUACCUAGUCGUGUUACAUCGUUUUAAAAUCUUUUCGAUUUUUUUUGUUUUGUUCUAAAUGAUUGACGUACAGUUUGUGUGUGUGUGUGCGCGUGAGCAUGCAAAAAAAAAAAAAAUGUGCGCAUUAUCCGCGCAUGAAUCGAGGAUUUCUUUGUUUUGUUUUCGGUUCGAUGAAGUCAUUUAUGCAAAAGUUGUUUUGAUAUAACAUAUGCGCUGGUACUUACAUAACUUCAUUUUUCUUGUCCUGUACGUGUGUUUCCCACCUCUCAUUAUAUACUUAAAACAUCAACAAACCCAAAGCAUCACGAUAUUGUACUUUGUAUCUCUCUGCUCGUCUCUCCCUUCGUUCAUUUGUUCUGAUUCGCCCUCCUAUAAAUCCUGCCCCCCCCCCCAUUUCCCUAACCCCUCUGUUGGAUGAUUUAACCUACUUAAUAAAGCUCUCUCCACGCAUUAUCACAUUUAAUAAUUCCCUCGCAGCUCACACUCUUCUCCGUAUUUAUAUACAUACACAUACACGAAAGAAAAACA